AUCAACACCGCGAUAUUUGAAGUUUUGUUUGCAGGGAAGAAAGAUGGCCGACUUACGUACAGACCCGACAGAGGAGGAAGCAGUGGAACAGAUUAUACUUGUAGGAGAAGAUACAAAACAUUUAAAAGAUGUUGCUAAGAAAAUCCGAGGUGUUUCCAAUGUGGUUACAUCACAAACUGGACUGGAGCUGGUCAAAUGGGCCUGCGAAUGUGAAACCUCGUUUGUUGUUGCCCAAUUUGAGGGGGAGACUUUCAUGAAACUACGCAGAGCACAAGUGCGCAUCAUUGGCCCAACCGUCCUGCACCAUUGUGCCCAAGACGACCUGCUUUUGCCAGUCAAUACACGUCCACUUUAUAAUCUUUCGAUGAAAGAUCAAGUGAUAUGCUUUACAGGCUUCAAAAACAAAGAAAAACUUAUUUGGUUGGUGGAUCAUGUGCAUUACAUGGGAGGCAGUGUGCGCAAAGAUGAAAGCAUUCGCAUCACUCACAUGGUGGCUAACAUUACACAUGGUGCUAAAUACAGAUUUGCUGUCAACAUGGGCAAGCCGAUCAUGAGUGAAGACUGGAUCAGUCGUCUGUGGUCGGACAAAGAAGAUGUCAAAUCAAGUGCGCUGAAUCCUCAGCUGAAUGUAUACCGAAUGAAGCCUUUCUAUGAAUGCUGCCUCAGUUUUCUCGGCUUCUCUGCGGAAGAACAGAAACAUAUGGAAGAGCUUACCAUUGAGAACGGUGGCAGCUUUGCUGAUCUAGGCUCCAAGGAUGUAACCCAUUUAGUUAUCGACAACCAGAAUGUGAAGGACGUUCCUUCGGAUAUACAUUUACCACCUUUCAUUGUCAGAGGAGAGUGGUUUUGGGGCUGCAUACAGAUGGCUGCUUGUGCUGAUGAACAAAUCUACACAUUUGAAAAGUUAUCUACGCCGGCUAGACACCCGAGAAGCAGUCAUGCACUGGCUAAAUCUCGGAAACGGAAGCGUCUCCAGGAACUGGCAGCAGAGACAGAAGGCUCUCCUUUCAUGAACUACAAGCGGCGCUCGUCGUCGGCUGACGUGAGCGCCACCUCCAUGAGCCCAGACUCCUUCUUAGACUUGACCUACACGCCUGACAAGACAGACCCACAUCUCUCUGAGCUGAAAAUUGACAAAGAAGAAAAUGUGCCAACUACCACUGGAAAGAUCAGCAAGAGACAGAUGGUUGUGAUGGAACUGUUGCAGACGGAGCAGAACUACGUUGGGAUUCUUCAUACCAUCCUUCAUACAUUCAAAGCAGAGAUAGAAAAACCUGACCAGUACAACGGAGCUAUACUGGCACCCCAAGACACCAAGAUCAUCUUUGGCAAUAUUCCCCCAAUAUACGAUGUUCACUGCAAAUUGCGUGACUCGUUGACGCAGCUGAUAGAGAACUGGUCUGAGGAAUCCAGUGUUGGAGACUGCAUCUUAAAUAGGGCGGAAGAGCUUACAAAGGCUUACCCUCCCUUUGUUAACUUCUUUGAAAGUACAAAAGAAACAAUAAUCAAGUGUGACGGCUCCAACCCAAGAUUUCAUGCUUUUCUCAAGCUGUGUUUGAGUAAACCAGAGUGUGGGCGUCAGUCGUUGCAGGAGCUGCUCAUCCGACCCGUGCAGAGACUGCCAAGUGUUGUUUUACUGCUACAAGAUUUGCUGAAAAGAACUGACAGCAAUAAUCCUGAUAAGAUGAAAUUGGAAAAGGCCAUUGAGAAAGUAAAAGCAAUAAUGACACAUAUAAAUGAAGACAAAAGGAAAACAGAAAGUCAGGUUGUGAUGUUUGAUAUUGUGAACGACAUAGAUCACUGCCCAGCAACCCUUCUGUCCUCCAACCGUCAUUUUGUCAUGAAAGUGGAUGUGAUGGAGCUGUCGGGGAAUUUGUCCUCUCGUGGAGAUCCCCUCACUUUGUUCAUUUUUUCAGAUAAUGUUGAGAUUUGUAAAAGAAGAAUGAAAGUGUUAGGAUCCUCAAAUUCUCGGAGUCCGGCCGUCCCACACAAGACCCCACAGAAAGCGUACAAGCAUCUGGACAUCAUAGCCAUGACGUCGAUCAAGAGAGUCAUUGAUGUGGCUGAAGCAGAGGAUUGUGGCCAGGCCUUCGCCCUCAUAGUGCGGGACAGUGCCGUGACCAAAGAGAAACUCUACAGCUUCACAAUGGACGCAGAUGUCUCCAAGUCAGAAGUCUUGAACAGCAUCUGCAAGAACCUAGCCAUUGUCCUGUGUCGGCCAGAUAUUGAAACAUUCUUAGCAACGGUAAAUGGUGAAGAACUCGGCAUCACUACUAAAGAUCUGCACAAAGGACACAAGGCUCUCAAAUUUAGUCGCCGUGUGAGCCGAGCGUUUUCUUUCAACAAGACUCCCAGCAAACUGAAGAGAGCUGUCUCUGGAAUGGUGCAUGGCCUGAGCCCGUUUGUGAAAGACUCCAGACAUCUUCAGUUCGGUCAAGUCAGAAAACUUGCCAGCACGUUUGAUUUAACUGAGGUGGAUGAUGCUGAUGACAGUGAUACCAUUAGUUUAGGCGCUUACUCCUUACAGGACGGAGGCUCCCCCAGCUCCUCCACCCUGGGCUCCCCCCAGCGACUGGCCCUGCCCCCAGUGUUCGCCACGCCGUCUGCCCCCAAGCCCAGCAAGCUGUCCCUCAAGUGGGCCACCAUCGGCCCCAGCUCCGCCAGCAAGUCCAAGUAUUUGUGAUAACUCGGGAGCGCACCGCUUCUCAUGAGGUGUC
Aplysia californica (California sea hare) is the source of this 2717-nucleotide messenger RNA. Its product is annotated as protein ECT2. The coding region runs from base 44 to 2683 and encodes 879 amino acids. The record is from RefSeq and is a predicted model, not a curated record. The transcript is spliced from 23 exons. NCBI's taxonomy places the organism in Eukaryota, Metazoa, Mollusca, Gastropoda, Aplysiida, Aplysiidae. Gene Ontology annotation, molecular function: GTPase activator activity; guanyl-nucleotide exchange factor activity. Gene Ontology annotation, biological process: intracellular signal transduction; mitotic cytokinesis; activation of GTPase activity. Gene Ontology annotation, cellular component: nucleus; cell cortex.